Molecule: messenger RNA, 1470 nt
Organism: Fraxinus pennsylvanica
Lineage: Eukaryota; Viridiplantae; Streptophyta; Magnoliopsida; Lamiales; Oleaceae
Source: the annotation of a GenBank genome assembly
AUGGUGGAAGUAAAGGAGCCGGAGAUAAAACUGUUUGGGAUGAAGAUUAUGCUGCCGGAAAACGGGAAAAAGGUUUCCGCGCUCUCCGGCGGCGAGUCUCUCGACGAGAUUGAUGAUGAAAAUUGUGGUGGAUCGGAUAAUGGGUUCUGUUUGGAUGAUAAUAAAGUGAGCAGAGUCGAACAAGAACAAGAUGCAGAUGAAGAAAAAGGACAGAUUGAAGAGGAGGGAUCGGAACGAGAGUGUUGGGAAUCGAAUCCACAAAAGGACCAGCUUCCAGCUGCAGGGGAAUCCCAAAUCUCUAACCCUUUGUCGGAAUUUGAUGAUCCAAAAACUCCCCCCAUUGAUGAAGAUGUUGCAUCAAUACAUCCUCUUAAAAGUGAGAAUGAUCAAAGCGAUAGAACAAAUUCACAGCACAAAACUCUGAAGAAGCCGGACAAAAUCCUUCCAUGUCCCCGUUGUAAAAGCAUGGAUACGAAGUUCUGUUACUACAACAAUUACAACAUCAGUCAGCCUCGCCAUUUCUGCAGGAGUUGUCAAAGAUAUUGGACGGCUGGUGGUAAUAUGAGGAAUAUGCCAGUGGGUGCUGGUCGACGCAAGAACAAGAAUUCUGCCUCUCAUUGCCAUCACAUCACAAUCUCUGAAGCCCUUCAAGCAUCUCAACUCGAAAGUCGAAAUGGAUUCCAUCACGCAACAUUUAGGCCUAAUGGCACUGUUCUGUCCUUCGGUCCCGACUCUCAAAUUCAUGAAUCGAUGGCUUCUGUUUCGAAUCUUGCAGAUAUAGAAGUACCAAAUUGUAUUCAAAAUGGGUAUUAUAAAAGUGAUCGAGUGGCUCCACUUUCUUACAAAAUUGUUGAGAAUGUUGAUGAUUGUCGUAGUGGAUCAUCCAGCACAACAUCAAAGUCAUCGGUAGAGGGAGGCAAGAAUGGAUCCCUAGAGCCAGUUGUGCAAAAUAAUAACGGCUUUCCUUAUCCAGAUCCAUGUCUUCCCGGGGUUCCUUGGCUUGUACCCUGGGGUUCUGCAGUUCCAGUGCCACCCAUCUGCCCUACAGGAUUUCCCAUGCCAUUCUACCCUACACCUUAUUGGAACGUUCCAUGGUUACCGUUUCAACUGCCUACACCAAAUGAAAAGAUGUCGGACGCCGGUCCCGACUUACCACUAGGCAAGCAUACAAGGGAUGGGGAAUUGCUCAAACCAAACAAGCCAGAGAGUAAAGAAUGCCUUGAAGAGAAGAAUUCUGAAAGUUCUAUCGUGGUUCCAAAAACUUUACGGAUUGAUAAUCCCGAUGAAGCAGCAAAGAGUCCAAUAUGGGCAACGCUCGGGAUCAAGUAUGAUUCCAUAAGAAGGGAAGGCCUUUUUAAGGCCUUGCAACCAAAAAGUGAUGAAAAGAAACCUGUGGCUAUGGCUUCCCCUGUAAUGCACGCUAAUCCUGCAGCAUUAUCUAGGUCCCUUGGCUUCCAGGAGAGUGCCUGA